CUGUUUUCUUCACAAACAACCCACAAAACCCUCUCUUCACUAGUUGUUCAAUGGAUGAUUCUUACUCACUCAAAGGGUGUAGAACUCACUUACCAGAAAGCCCAAGAGCUCCAAUGGAGUUCCUCUCUCGCUCAUGGAGUGCCUCUGCUUUUGAGGUCUCUAAAGCUCUGGUGCCUCCUCCUUCCAUGAAUACGGCGGCUAUGCCGUUUCAUUUGCCUCCAAAAUCCGCAAGUGGGUCUUCCUGUACGACGUCGUCUAUACCCGAAGACGUCACCGGCGAGUUCGAGGAGUUCCCUGUUCUUCAGGGCCACGGAAACAACUUCUCCUUUUCUUCCUCCGCCACUUCUCAGCUCGUUCUUGAUCGCAUUAUGUCACAGUCCGUCAGAGAGGAAGUGUCGCCGUUGACGUCCGGGAGGCUUUCGCACAGCAGUGGGCCUUUGAACGGCGGGUCUUUGACGGAAACGGACAGCCCGCCGGUGUCGCCUUCCGAUGAAUUCGACGACGUCGUUAAGUUCUUUCGAGCAAAUCACAGCAUUCAGCCCCUUUUCACAAAUGGCCGUGCUAGCGCCGGCAAUGUCGGUGGAAAUGCCGGUGGCGGGUCAAAGACGGUGGGGAGGUGGCUGAAGGAUAGAAAAGAGAAGAAAAAGGAAGAGCACAGAGCCCACAAUGCUCAACUCCAUGCCGCUGUUUCGGUUGCUGCGGUGGCUGCUGCAAUGGCGGCAAUUGCAGCUUUCCAAGCUACUUCUUCGUCAAAGAAGAAUGAGCACUCGGCUAAGAUCGACAUGGCGGUGGCCUCGGCUGCUACCUUGGUGGCUGCUCAAUGUGUGGAGGCGGCGGAGGCAAUGGGGGCUGAAAGAGACCACCUUGCUUCGGUUAUUAGCUCUGCCGUUAAUGUCAGAUCUCACGAUGAUAUCUCCACUCUUACUGCUGCAGCAGCCACAGCUCUACGAGGAGCAGCGACACUAAAGGCAAGAGCAAUAAAGGAAGUAUGGAAUAUCUCAUCAGUGUUACCAGUGGACAAAGGAUUACCACCAAUGGGUGCUUGUGGUAACAGAGGCAACAUUCAUCAUACCAACGAUAGCCAUAGCCAAGAAGCAGAGCUGCACCAAGCUGAUAAUUUUCUCUUCGCUCAUACGCAAGAUUUUCUUGCGAGAGGCACCGAGCUCCUCAAGCGCACCCGCAAAGGGGAUCUUCACUGGAAAAUAGUGUCUGUUUACAUUCACCGCACGGGGCAGGUGAUGCUGAAGAUGAAGAGCAGACAUGCUGCAGGAACAUUCACAAAAAAGAAAAAGAAUGUGGUGUUAGGUGUAUGCAGGAACAUACAGGCAUGGCCUGGACGACACUUGCUUGAGGGCGGAGAACAGCGGCGUUACUUCGGUUUGAAGACAGAAAUGCGAGGCAUAAUAGAGUUCGAGUGCAGGAGCCAGCGAGAGUACAAUCAGUGGACACAGGGGGUUUCAAGGCUCCUUUCCAUGGUAGCUGAUUCUAAGAACAGAUAUUAGGAUGUUUAACGUAUUCUCUCUUUUGUGACUUAGAUAGUGAGUAGUUUAGGUGAAAAUGGUUGGUUCCAAUGAUGCUUAGAUCCCCCUUGAAAGAAUGUACACAGGGAUAGAGGAAAAGGGGGCAGGGAACUCUGAAAUCACUCAUGGCAGAUAUCCAAAUAAAAAUUUGGGUCAGUCUAAUUCUCUAGAAGAGCCUGCUGAUUGUAAUCUUAGAAUUGCUAAAAAUGUAAGCAGCAAACAUUCUAAAGGGAGGUAGUUGUCAUGAGUGCUAAUAUAUAACCUGUUAUCAUUAGUAAAACGCAGCAACUGAUUGAAGCCC
Cucurbita maxima (winter squash) is the source of this 1821-nucleotide messenger RNA. RefSeq names its product VAN3-binding protein-like. The coding region runs from base 51 to 1502 and encodes 483 amino acids. The transcript has 6 exons. The record is from RefSeq and is a predicted model, not a curated record. NCBI's taxonomy places the organism in Eukaryota, Viridiplantae, Streptophyta, Magnoliopsida, Cucurbitales, Cucurbitaceae. Gene Ontology annotation, biological process: leaf vascular tissue pattern formation; auxin-activated signaling pathway; phloem or xylem histogenesis.